Dermacentor silvarum is the source of this 1521-nucleotide messenger RNA. RefSeq names its product disintegrin and metalloproteinase domain-containing protein 10-like. The transcript has 9 exons. Gene Ontology annotation, molecular function: metalloendopeptidase activity. The record is from RefSeq and is a predicted model, not a curated record. Gene Ontology annotation, cellular component: plasma membrane. Lineage: Eukaryota; Metazoa; Arthropoda; Arachnida; Ixodida; Ixodidae. Bases 1 to 1521 code for a protein of 506 amino acids. Gene Ontology annotation, biological process: Notch signaling pathway; membrane protein ectodomain proteolysis.
AUGACGGCCACGCUCUAUGGUAGGCUGCUGCUGCUACUACUGACCUGUUUCCAGGGCUUUGUCCAUGCGCGCCGCCUGAACGAUUUCGUGCGCCACUUCGAGCCCCUGUCGUACGAGCCGCGGCCGGUGCACAGGGAACACGUGCGCGUCAGGCGAUCACUGGGCGGCCGCGACUCGCAGCAUCAGCACGGAAUUGUUUACCUCCGCUUCCAAGGCUUCGACAGGUUGUUCCAUCUGAAGCUGAGGCCAGACGCGUCCGUAUUUCACAAGGACCUCGUGGUCGAGACUUCGAAGCUCGGUCGAGUGAAACCGAAUAUCGACCACAUAUACAGCGGUGAACUAGUCGGCGAUCCCUCCAGUCGGGUAUUCGGAGCCCUGCAUAGUGGCGUGUUCGAAGGGUUCAUCCAGUCCCGCUGGGGCCGCUUCUACGUCGAAGGGGCACGCAAGUUCUUCGCACGACGUACGCCUUUCCACUCAGUGAUGUACGCCGCCGAAGACGCUAGCAUGCCUCGCGGAGGAUGGUGCGGUGUACGCGGUGAGACUGCACACUGGAUGCAGCAGCUGGCAGCCUCCACCAGGCGAACGCAAGAUGCUAUCUUAAAGGAAAGCCACCGCAGCUCAAGGACAGAGCGUUGGACGGGUCGGAGGCCCUUGGAAGCAGAAGGGGCCGAGGAACACUACUACCACGGCACGGAAGACGAGGAAGACGGUGACAGUAUGGCCAGUCCCGUGAAGCGGAGGAAGAGCGUGCGCACUUACCGCGUGUGUGGCCUGCACAUCGCCGUCGACCACCUGCUGUACAAGAAGUACCACGAGCAGGACAGCGACGCCGUGCGCACGCGGGAGCGCCUCUCCACGCUCAUUGCUGGUCACGUGGCCCGCGCUUCCGAGGUCUACCGCCACACGAGCUUCGGCGGAGUUCACGACAUCAACGAUACCGCAAGCUGCUCGGACAAGGAGAACCAGUUCUGUCAGGAGCACAUGGACGCAGCUCUCUUCCUGCUGACCACGGCGCGGUCCACCAAUUUCGACGAUUACUGCCUCGCGUACACGUGGACAUACCGCGAUUUCUCGGACGGCGUCCUCGGUUUAGCCUACGUGGGAAAUUCAACAACCAGCACUAUGGGUGUGUGCGACAAGAGCCAGCUUGUGCAGACAGACCAGCACGGCCACAAGCAUGGGCUGACCAGACUGAGCCUGAACACGGGCAUCGUGACGUUCCUCAACUACGGCGAUCACGUGUCACAGGCCUCCAGCGAGAUCGCCUUCACUCACGAGAUCGGUCACAAUUUUGGAUCGCCCCACGACGAGCCGGAUAGUAGCCCGUGCGUGCCGGGUGACAAGAGAGGCGGGAACUACAUAAUGUACCCGCACACCAGCAGCGGCGCCCUUCCCAACAACUUCCAGUUCUCCGAGUGCAGCAUCGCCAACAUCAGCGCAGUCAUCCAGCCCAUGCUGAAGGGUGACAGCAGGCGUGAGAAUUGCUUCGAAGGGAUCCCUCCAACAACCUUAUGGAUCUAG